GCCCAGCUUCGCCCACAGGCGGCGAUACCGUGCGCCGUUCUUCAUGAUGUCGUCUGUCAUGUCCCGUGUUGUGGAACGACGCGUUGUGAUUCUUUCGCAGCGAAACGCGUCCGUUCGUCACUGAACAGCGAUAUUGUGGAUGCGCGGCAGCCCGUCGCAGUGCUUCACACGUCGCACAUCCGACUUAAAGGUACGAGGCCAGCCUCCAGAAGCGCUUGCCAAGCCCUGCCACGGUCCACGUCGCUCAUCGUGAUGAGAUUUCGGCCUUCCUCUUUCGAUUCAAGCAGCAGAGUAUCAUGUAAUGGGCCACUCAAUGAGUGAGUGAACUGGCUUUUCAAGUGCGGGGUGUUGGUCGUCGUGCCGGCUUGGCUUGACCCGAGGCCAUGGCCUACCUCGAGCUGAACGUUGAGCAGGUGAACCAGGCGGCCGAGCUGCUCCCUUAUGAUGCCCAGGAUAUCGACCCCUUGGCCAGUGUUGUCGAUCCGCGACUCGACAUCCGCUCCUCCAAGUCUGCCACGGCUGGUUCCAAUGUACCUUUCCUAGCCGAGUCUGAGCAGAGCCGACGAUCCAGUGUGGCUAGCUUGGCAGGAAGCACGACGGGCAAGGCCCAGGCGCCACCUGGGCCGCCCGCAGACGCUGUCGGUCUACCCACCAAUGGAACCGAGCAGCCGCCAGCAGUUCUACCUGAUGACCCAGUCUAUCCAAACAUCUCUCCCCGGGUAGCAGAGUACGUGGCGACUGAGAAUCCGACCCUGUGCACCCAGGUGGCUCAGUGCAUUGAGAAGCACUCACGGGUGCACUCACCACGCAGAGGGCACACUGCUCCGGCCUCCUCCACGACUCCCCGUUCGCCACUCAAGUGCAUGGCCCAGGCAGCCGAUGCUCUCUCAGUCCAACAGUCCACCAUCGGUGUCCCUCUGAAGCCAUCUGUGCCAACUAAAGCAAUCUAUCAGGAGCUGGUUGAGUAUCCGCCGGAAAGCAUCGUGGCCUCUGUGGAUGAGCGCACCUCCUGGCUUCGCACCAUCUUGAGCGCUCCAGCUGCCACUGGAAAUCACGUGCAGUCUUCCCAAAACGGGCCCACUAAGUCUAGCCCCCUGCUUCGCAACCAGUGCACCAUCACCAGGAGAGAGCUCCCUUCCGUGCACAACUGGAGGCGGCCGUCUGAGGAGCCGGGCUUCGACGCAGACAACUUCGAUUCAGCCUCUGUCUGCUCCGAGACCGAGUCAAACCUGUCAUGGGUCAGCGAUGUCGAUGACGAGAUCAGGAUGCUCAAGUCCAUGAUGGUGCCGCGGGCAUCCCAAUUCGCCGUCCUCGCUGCCAGAGAGAAGACAGUGGCUGCUACACAGACUGACCUGCUGUCCUCAACCGGGAGUGUCAUGGCUCACGUCGGCGUUGAAACGGACGAGACGGACCACUUCGCACUGCUAAAGGAGAAGGCCCAUCUCGAGGGCGAGCUGGACAUGCUCCAGGGUGAGCUGGGCCGACUGGUCCAGGCCAAAUCGGAGCUGAAGACGCAGGCAGCAGCAGCGGAGGCCCGCUGCCAGAAGCUCGCGGAGGAGAAGGAUGCAGCCGUGCAGCGAGAGGCUGGCCUGCAGCAGGAGCUGCAGACUCUGAAGAUGGAGUCGGUGCGCUACGGGCGCGUGGUGGGCGACUACGACAGCCUGAUCCAUUCCAAGGAAUCCGAGACGGGUUUCCUCCACGACGAGGCUGCGGUGCUCUCGAACCAGAACCGUGAACUGAAGGUCGCUGUGGAAGAGCUGAAGGUGGACCUGGAGUCACGGUGUGGGGCCAUUGAGGGACUCAAGAAAAAGAUUGCCGAGCUGCACGUCGAGAGCCAGUCAGCCGUACGCGCUCGGGCCCAGCUGGAAGCCGAGAACACUAGCCUUCGCAACCAACUGCAGGUCAUCGAGAAAUCGAAGGACUGGUUCCGGGACCAGCUCCACGAGAGUCAGCAGGGCAGGAACCAGCUGCACAAGGAGCACGUGGCCACUCAGGCUGAGAAGAUCUCGCUAGAGAGCUCGGCAGAGAUGCUCCGAGCCGAGAACGCACGCCUGGCCCAGGAGCUGUUGGAGGCUCGGCAGCGCUCUGUGCGCGACAAGGAGAGCCUCAUGAAGAGGCUUGAGGACAUCGAGGCUGACCUGCUCGAGAGGGAGGCCAUGUUGUCUCGUGAGGCUGCUGCUGCACAGCCUCAACAGCCCGUUUCUGAAGCUGGCGACCUCUCCAGCAAGUUCCGCGUGGCCGAGUUGGAGGAACAGCUGCGUUCGACCGAGUCGAGCCUGGCCGAGCGGUCUGCAGCCCUGUCAGCUCUGGAGCGGGAGCGCACGGAGCUGGUGACGGAAGUUCAGCGACUACGGCUGCGGCUAAGCGACAGCGAGCUUGGCCGGCGUAACCAGGACGAGCUGUUGCGGGAAGGGGUGCAGAAGGUCCGGCGGCUGCAGACGGAACUGGCAGCCAGCGAGGAGCUAGCCACGGAACUGCGCAGCCAGAAGGCGGCCCUGGAGGUGGCCCUGGCUGCAGCCAACGAGGACAAGCGCGUUGUUGGGGAGUCGCUGGGCACCCUGACUGAGAACUUGGCACGGCUAGAAGGCAACUUCAAGCUCAUCCGUACUGAGCAGGUCGCCAAAACGGCACAGAUUGAUCAGCUGCAACGAGAGAAGGCCUCGCUCGGUGAGCGCCUCUCAGAGGCUGAGACUGCACUGUCAUUGGCUAGGAAGGAACUCGAGUCCCGUUCAAACGCAAGGUCCCAGGCGCAGGCCAUGGAGGCAAGCCAGCUGCGAAAGCAGUACAGUGACCUGCAGAAUGUGUUGCGUCUUCUGGAGGCUGAGCUCAAGAAGGCUGCCGCCGAAGCCAGGGAGGCAGCCACACAGCACGGUGUGGACAAGGAGAAACUGCAGCAGUCGGAGGAGCGGCUGGAACAUGCCGAGGCUCAGCUGGAGACCAUGGCACAGCGCAAUGCCGUCCUGCAGAGCCAGCUGCAGGAGUCAGCCCAGCGGUUGGUCCGGGAAGAGGCCCGCCGGGUGGCCAGCCUCCAGGAGCAGGCGCAGCUGCACGACCUGUCCACAUGGGAGACACGCGUCCGGGAACUGGAACAGACGCUCGCCACACGCGAGAUGGCCAGCAGGGAGCAGGAACGCAUGCACAAGUCCAACAUUCGUCUGUUGACGCGCAAGCUCCGCGAGAAGAUGAAGGAGCUCAAGCUGGCCCAGGUGCAGCUGGCCAAUGCGGCCAAUGCUGAGUCACAACAGCGGGAGGACCAGUUGCGGCGGCAGGACCAGAAACUGGUCAACCAGGAAGUCCAGACCCUGGAACAACCGCAGAGAGCAAGUGCCGAGGCUCAGACCGAUGAGGCGGCAAAGACUCAGGAGGAGCAGACAGAGCUCGCCGAAAAGAACCAAGAACUGCUGCUGCAGCUGGAAAGGGAACAAGGACGGCUCGCAGGUUCCCUGAAGGCACAGGAGGAGCUGCGUGCCUGCGUGGAGCAGCUGGAGCAGCAGCUGUCGGCGCAGGGUGGCCACAUGGCUGAGCUGCAGUGCCAGCUGGAGCAGGUGCAGGGGCGCGCUGACCAGGCGCAGGCCCUUCACCAGACAUCAGUGGCUGACCUCCAGCGAGAGCUGGAGAAAGAGCGCACGCUGAGCAAGGAGUUGCGGCAGAGGAUCUUUGAGGAGAAGCGGCGUGGGGGCCAGCUGCAGCGGCAGCUCUCGAGCCUGAAGCAGGGUCUGUCGGAGGCGAGCCAGUCGGCAGACGCAGGCCGCCUGAAGGCCCAGACCCAGGCCGAGCGGGCGCAGAGUCUCGAGUUGCAGCUGCGGGAGGCACAGGGGCGGCUCGAAGCCCUCCGGGGGGACCUGGCUGCUUCCCAGGCGGCCAGGCAGGAGCUGGAGGCUAAGCUGCGCAAUGCUCACGAAAGGGACCCCGCCCUCGAGCAACAGAUGAAGUUGCUGAGCUGGAAUGUGAAGGAGAAGACCCAGGAAGUGGCGGCACUCCAGGAGCGCGUGCGCCUGGCCGAGACUGCCCACCAGGCUGAGGUGAUGGGGCUACGCAGGCAGCUUGAGGAGGCCCAGCAGCAUCACUCCAACCUGUCGGCCGAGCUGAUGUCGGUGCGCAAGGAGAAGUUCACCUUCCAGGCCAGGCUGCAGGAGCUCAAGAAUGUGCUGCGCUCGCGCAUGGAGCAGUGCAAGGAGCUUCAGAGGCAGCUCACGGAACUGGCGGAGACCACCGAGUUUGCCCUGCCCAACGUCACACCAGACUACGAUGAUUCAUACAUCACGGAAUUGCUCCAGCAGUGUUCUUCACAACCGACCAGCAGGCCACUGGGGAGCCUCCAGGUGUGCCUCGACUCGCUCAAGCAGGACUUGAACACUCUUCACAGCCAGAUUCGGCAGAAUGUGGAACUUCCUAAGAAAGAACUUGUGACCUGAAGACUGCUGCAACCGCCUGGAGCGCACAUCAUGGUCUUCCAUCGCAGUGACUGAUGCCAAAGAAUGAAUGCCUUUCAAGGAGGAGGAGUGUGCUUGAAGAACCAGGGAUAUAAAACUUUCUAGUGUGUCGUGACCAUAUAAUCAUUCUGGUGUUGGGUAUCUUUUCAGUAAGCUGCCUCCUUUAUGUAGUACAUUUUUUUUGUUAUGUGCAUUUAUGUAUGUCCCCUUUUUUUUGUUACAUAUUAUACUGUCAAAGUAUUGUUAACAUUCUUUUUCUUUUCCACUUUUCGAGGGCAGUUAAUAGAAAUGGAACAGGGUGAAAUGAAACUAAAAUGAAACUAGGCUUUUAGUGAGAAGGCUCUGUUGUUUGUCUUGUGUGUGGAGGAUGCCGACUGUGCUGGAGAAUGAUAAGUGUAAGUGAGUGAGUGUGUUAUGUGUGUGUGUGUGUAGACCUGGGGCCAUUUUCUGAGUCAUUCAAUAUUUAAUAUCUAUGCUAUCAUUUUUGCAGAGCGUUUUGACCGGUGGAGCGAAUACUCGGUGAAGAGUAUUCAAAGGAUUUUUCUUGAUAUAUCAUAUCAUGUGCAAUAUGCCGAGUAUAUUCGUCAAUAUUUUGAUUGGCCAUCGGUUAUAUUUUCCAGGAUGUUGUUGUGGUCCUUUUGAAAAUGGCCAUAGGAAAGCAGUGAUUAGUGGAGGCAAGUUUAUCCUUGGCUGGGUGAAUCUGUAUAUUCAUGGUGCACAAGAAACAGCUGACUGCCUGACCACUGCAAGAAAAGAAAUACAAGUCACUUCUGUUUGUUAGCUGUUUUAAUCAGUUUGUUAACACAUUCUGUUCAUCAGAUGACAACUGUAUUGACAUAUGUAUUGGCAAAUUUAUUGAUAACUGGUGUUGGUGAGGAGGGCACCUACCAAAAAUUUUUUCGUUAGGGCCAGUUUUGGAUGACGGUUGAGCCACGUUGGAUUGCGAAUGCUGAUAUCUCAGCAGGUUUUCUCUCUCAAAGCUGGCAGGCACGUUAUUUACUCUUUUCACUUUAUUAUUACUAUCUUUUAAAUUGUUGUCUUCGAUUUCAUUCUAGACAUUCUGAUUUGAAGUCUUGUAAAUCUGGUGCCUUGUGUGUUCGUCUUGAAUGGAGUGAUAACUGCAUGCUCGGGAGUUAAAACUAUGAACCAGUGCUGCAGAUUUAUGCAAGUGCUGUCUCGUGCCGCAUGGUAAUGAGUGGUUCCUGCCUGCAAUGUUCAUGCCUCUCGCGCACGUACGGGAAGUCGCAUUCUUGUUCUAACAAAUUUGAAGCAAGAGUCCGCACUUACUGCUGCUACGUUUUCCAAUAUUAGAUACAUUUGGUUUUCACUUGCCCAGCUCAUCUAGAAAAAGAAAAAAAAAAUGAAAACUUUCAUUUUGUGUGCAUUGCGCCAUCAGAACAGCGAGUUGCUAUAAAGCGUAGACUGGUUCUUGCUGUGUCUCAGCAACUCAGGGUCUGCGAAACUCAAGCAAAUGCAUUUGGUUGAAUGACACAGGCAAAAAAAAAAAAAGAAGGUCUUGUUACAAAAUUUCGCCAGGAACAGUCGGCAAGCACAAGAUAAUCUUUUUUAAUGUUCAUGUUUGGCAGGAGCUAAAAGUAUGGAAUAGAGAUGAAAAAAAGCUUUAAAAUUGUUAGAAUAAGAAUUCAAGUCACUGUAUGUGUAAGUGACAUGCUGUAAUAGUUGACUGAGCGCAGCUGUUGGUGGGGGAGGGCUUUUUUGCCUGGCUUGUGUGAUGUGCUUUUCCAUCUUCAGCCAUGAGUUUAGACAAGCCUAAAAAAUGCCUUUGCUCAGCACAGUUAAUCUAGAAAUGUAUAAUUGUGUAGUGAUUUCCAUUGCUCUAUCACUGAAACUGAAUCAUCUCCGAGUGUUUAUAGCUGGAGGCGAUGCUGAGGUGUAAAUGUCAAGAUUGCAAGUGCCGGCCACUCAAGGCUGCCUUGAUGUUUCCAGUGUAGAACGGGAACUGCUGAAGAUGCUCGUGCAGUUGAACCCCGCUAUAAUGGAUGCAAAUACAGUUUAACCUUGAUAUAAUGAACUUCAAUAUAGUGAAAGUCUUUAUAUAAUGAAGUAUUGAACUCUCUAUAACUUAUUCUCCAGAGAACACCAUGUAUUUAGAACCUCAGUAUAACGAAAUGCGUUUGUACACAAGUUCAAUAUAACGAAAUGUCACUGCCGCCAUGAAGGGAUAGCGAGACAAUAAAUGUAAGCUUCCGUGACUGCA
Dermacentor albipictus is the source of this 6651-nucleotide messenger RNA. Its product is annotated as golgin subfamily A member 3-like. The record is from RefSeq and is a predicted model, not a curated record. NCBI's taxonomy places the organism in Eukaryota, Metazoa, Arthropoda, Arachnida, Ixodida, Ixodidae.